Molecule: messenger RNA, 2997 nt
Organism: Liolophura sinensis
Lineage: Eukaryota; Metazoa; Mollusca; Polyplacophora; Chitonida; Chitonidae
Product: kelch-like protein 11
Exons: 4
Coding region: 206-2206 (666 amino acids)
Molecular function (GO): protein binding
Source: RefSeq, a predicted model, not a curated record
ACUGGACAAAUGUGAACGCUGCGAGAGUGUAGGUGAUGUGGCUCUAUUUCACGAUUGUCUGUUUUCUCUUUUCGUUGUAAAUGCCGAUUGAUCAGCUGAAGACAUCGUCUGUAACCUCGGAUAAUGCAAUCUUGUACAAAUUUAAUCACUCACAAACGCACGAAUAGGCAGUCAGAAGACUGUCUUUAAUGUUAUGGGAUAGACCAUGGAUGACCAUUCCAUGUGGAGUGUAGAGAUCAGCCUGAAUCAACAUGGCUCAGGAUCAAAGAUGGCUGCCAUACUCCAGGAGUCCCUCUACCAACAGAUGGAAGCACAGUCUGACAUGUGUGACGUCACACUCAUCAUUGGUGGCGUUGAGAAGAAAGCUCACUGGUGUGUGUUAGCCAUAUGUCCUUACUUCCAGUCUGUGUACAAAAGUGACAUGAAGGAAAAACUAGCAGGAAAGAUAACACUGGAUUUUGGAGAUCCUGCUGCUAUACGAUCAGCAAUACGCUUUUUGUACACUGGCAGAGUUGAAAUUACAGAUUCCAACAUUAAGGAGCUUCUACAGGCAGCAGACUACUUGCAGAUUGAGUCACUGAAGGAGCAGUGUAGUAAGUAUUUGCACUUCGGACCAGUCACGGUGAAGAACUGCGUAGGCCUCUGUCUGUUGGGAACCAUGUACAAUCUGGAGUACCUCUUCACUAGAGCCUUGAAAUUCCUGAACAGUCACCUGUUUGAGGUGUUGGAAGAGGAUGAAGUCUUGACGUUGACGUCAGAGUCUUUGAUGGAUUUUCUCACUAAUGACAGUUUGAGCUACGUACCGGUGGAAAAAUUCUUUUACUUUUUGGUCAGGUGGUUGGAGUGCGACCCAAAGCAAAGAGAUCAGUACUUUCCAGAUCUGUUCUGUCAGCUCAACCUGGCACGGGUCACAGAGGAAUUCCUCAGUAACGACAUUGAGAAAAACAGUUACGUUUUGAAGAGUGAGAAGUGUCUGGCUCACAUUUCAGACCACAAAGACAAGCUCCUAGCCGGAGUGAAGACUCAGGAGACCGUGGAGAAAGAUGUGAUUAUAGUCACAGGAGGCUUAAGGAAGGACUCCAUUUACGGCACCGAUGUCGUGGAUGCUGUCUAUGCCUACAUUCCUGUGGAGAAUCGCUGGGUUCAGUUGCCUCCCCUACCAAGGCGCGUGUCCAAACCGUUAGUAGCUUCAGAUGGCAGCCAUGCACUGUAUGUGGUGGACAGUGGCUCAAGGUUUGACAGUAAACAGCUGUUUUUUAAGUUCCAGCCAGACACAAUGGAAUGGUUUGAAAUGCGCGUGAGUCUUCCCCCUCAACUGAUCGACCCAUGUCUUGAACAGAUUGCCUGUGCUAGUGGGAAAGUUAUCGUGAUGGUCAGCAGUUAUACAAUGGAUGCUGGUGUGAGACGGUGGUGCUGCCAUCUGGUGGAGUUGGAUGAAACCAAAAAAGAGCUAGAGAUCAAGUGUCGUUUAUUCAACAGAGGUAUGACAUCUCAAUUCAGACUGACAACCACUGCAGGAAGGUACGUUUGUGUGUGUGCCUGGAAGCUCAAGGACAAAGUUGGACGCAAUCCGUCGGGACGCCAUCUUGCAAAGUUUGUGUGCUAUGAUGCAGAACUAGGUAUCCUAUUUGACAGGUCAAAAGGAGCUUUCUUUCAGCCUGUUAUGUAUGCCAUGAAGAAUGAGGUAGUGAUCGCAAAACCAGGGAAGUGCAAUGCAAGAUCUUUCAACACCAACUCCAGGAAGUGGCGACAGCGGCGGGAGUUUGGCCUCCCACUGAUGGCUGAAGAACCGGAACGGACAGACUUUUGUUAUUGUUAUCACAAAGGUCACCUGUACAUAUUUGGAGGUAAAAGUCAGGUGUCCAAGGUGCCUAUCAACUCAGCAGUGAGGUAUAACAUCGAGAAGAAGGAUUGUGAGAUGAUAGCAGCUAUGCCCAUAGCCGUGAUGAAUGCUGGCUGUUGCAUCAUGACCUUGCCCACUGACAUGCUUCGCUGUCACCUGGAAUGCCCUCACUGCGAGAUCAAGGGCCGAAGGCAGAUGGCCCAGUACCACCGUGACUAUUCUGACUACAGUGAUGACGAUGAGGAUGAAGAUGACUUUUAUGAUUAUGACUAUGACGACGAGAUUUAUGAAGAGUGGGACGAUGUCAACUUUGACAACUCCUCUAUCGAUGAUAACUUCGGUCCUCCACUGUAUCUGUAUUAAGCUGUAUUACCACCACAUGCAGUGAAGUCGUAUCAGUUGCAAAUCGUGUUUUGCAAUACACCCUAAGCUUUCAAUGCUGCCGGCACGGUGCUCUUGUUGUCUUUUCUGCCACUGUUUUAAUCACUGUACAUAGCUGAACAGAUGGAUGCAAGGACUAAUGAUUUUGAGUCUUUAAGUGCCAUUUUUCAUGCUAUCAUGUCCAGAGGUAUUCUAACAGUAAUUCAAUAUUCCAUGAUGUAUCAGCUAAUUCUAUCAUGAUAGGAUAAUGGAUAGACUGAUUGUUAAGAUUUAUUCAUCAUACUCGUUUCCUUUUUCUUGGCAAAGAUUUUAUUGCUUUUAAGUUUUUUUAUUUUCUAUGUCAUGUUCGUCGAUUAAACGGUUACAUUUUGUUUUGAUCAAAAAUAACUUUGUGCAGUAUGCUCCAGGUGAGAAAAUUUCGUUAUUGAAGUGAAAGAAUACAAAAAAAUUUAAGUCCGCAUUACAUGAAAGACAACUGAACAUUAUAUCCACAACUAACCUCACUUUUUGAGGGGAUGGUUUUUGACUGAAUAAAACGUGUUGUAAAUGUUUGGAUUUGGGAUAGGCUUCUUGGAUCACUUUAGGCAUCAUGACACUGCAAACCCAAAGGACUGAAAGGAAGGUCUGCCCGCAACAUGCUGAUGGUCUUGAGUCACGCCCCCACCCCCGCCUGGACUGCCACCAUAAUGCUGGCCAUUGUCGUAUAAUUGAAAUAUUCUUGAGGUCGACAUAAAAAACCAAUCAAAUAAAUAAAUUAUUCAGUCAAAAAAAAA